GACCUGAAACCGUUACGGGUCUUUUCGAGACCAGUCUCGUUCGAACGAUCGUCCGUGUGCCUCAAGAUCGACCGCAAAAACCGACGACGAAUUUCUCCACGAAAAGUUGGAAAAUCGACCCCGAAAAUACGGUAGAAACUUCUGAUUGUUUGCUUCUUCUUCCUGUUUUUCUCUUUCUUCUUCUUGAACCGGAGAUUUUAGAAUCGAGAAUUAGUUUCUUAUCUCUCGAAUCUUCAGUGACUUCUUAAGAAUAACGCAAUACACUCCUGAUUGUUUUCGACGGAUGGUGGUAUGCCACAGCGUGUAGCGGUCUUUGUUAUCCUUAGCAAAACAUAUAUUUGAAGAAAUGGGGAUUAUUUUCAUUAGACGACAGAAAUCAUAUUUCGUUAUGAAGGUGUUGUGGUGCCACUUCAUGGUGAUCCUCAUUCUUCGACAGGCCACCGCCGGAAUCGUUAGGAAGCCGCCGGCCUUUUCAACACCAGUAUACUCGAACUCGUAUCUUCCUGCAGCCAUGCAGGUAAUUUUCCAUGCGGUCGAGCAACUGAAACUUCUCCAGUCAGAGGAAAUGCUGCUGACGAAUUCAGCAGUUCAAUCCUCAUCGACGACUCAAUCGAUGAAACAUCAGCAACUGCAAUCAACGACGCCCAAAACAACCCCCGCGAUUUCCACCAUUGCGACUACGGCGGUGCACAGCAAGACGACGGGAACUCCCAAAUUAUCAUCAACUUCGCCUUCGAUCCCGAUCGAAGCAUCGAGUCAUGGUUUGUCCGAGACCUACAAUGACCUGACAAAGGCUGUUCAACCUUCGACCACUUCCGUCUCUACCUCGUACGACCAUGAAGAGACGCCCGAAGUGAACGAAGAAACCGCCGAAACGAACUACGCCACGCCGGAAACGAAUCACGAAUCGCCAGAACCGGUGCAGGAGACGCAGGAGCCGAAUCAGGAAAUAUCGGAGGUAAACGAGGAGGAUAAGAUUUCGACGAUCGAGAAUUAUUCCGGCCAGACGUCCGAGGUCGGCAGUUCAUUGGAUGAUGGUGUGUCACAGCAACAAUCGAAGCAGGUAACCGUUUCGGAAACGCAGGCUAACCUGAAAAAAAAAGAACCAACUAUUGACAGCGUCGUGGACGAAAUUUACGUGAUUGUUAAGCCGACGAUCUCGCCGUUAAUCGAUAUUUCGAACAUCACCGACAUGUCGAAAGGUACGACAGGUAUUUCAAUUGAGAAGAUGGAAAGCAUAGAGGACGAAGAAGAAGAAACAAGAUUUACUCUACUAGGCGAGAAAGUGGCUCAAGUGCCAAGGCCAAGUUUGAAUAGUUAUUUGAGGCGUACUAAAGUGCCACCCAGUCGUGCUCUCCAACAACUGGCGAAUUUGUACGACGCUCUCAGCAAAGACGCGCGCAAACAAGGCUUCGCGCGUUUCACUGGCUACUCUGACGAGGUCCUACAAGCUCUGCAGUCAUCCGCCGAGGGUGGUGUCGGGCCGCAGCUGAAGACACUUUUGGAGAAAGUGGUCGAGCGAAGCGAACUUACCAGAGACGACGCGAAGUCGAGGACAACGGAGGCAUUACGAGAUCUGGACGAUCCUGCGAGUGCGCUCAACAAGGAUCUCAGACGUCUGUUACCUCUGCGUUACACAGCUUAAUUCUUGUAUAAAACCGGCUAUCGCGUCGAUCUUGUAAUUUUUUCCAAUAAAAACAAGAAAUUCUC
Molecule: messenger RNA, 1710 nt
Organism: Harpegnathos saltator (Jerdon's jumping ant)
Lineage: Eukaryota; Metazoa; Arthropoda; Insecta; Hymenoptera; Formicidae
Product: Ecdysone-inducible gene E3
Exons: 4
Coding region: 347-1645 (432 amino acids)
Source: RefSeq, a predicted model, not a curated record